Molecule: messenger RNA, 3281 nt
Organism: Nothoprocta perdicaria
Lineage: Eukaryota; Metazoa; Chordata; Aves; Tinamiformes; Tinamidae
Gene: TSPAN9
Product: tetraspanin 9
Exons: 7
Coding region: 391-1407 (338 amino acids)
Cellular component (GO): membrane
Source: RefSeq, a predicted model, not a curated record
UUUGGAAAUGGAUGCGAGGACCAGCUGCUGCCGCUAGAGCAGGGACGCUGGGCGAAGGACAGAGCGAGCUUAUGGCUCCUUUGAAUAAACCCGAAGUUCUGCAGAACUGAUUCAUCGAGCUCCAUCAUGAGUGUGCUCCUGCGUGAGGUAGUAAUGUAUGAAGCCACACUAGAGAUAGAGUGCAGCCUGCUGUGGGGUAAAAAAUGAGAGAAAGCAGCAAGCAUGCAGGGAAUAUGGCAAUGAACAUUGCAGUGGUUGUCUGAUUUGUAUGCACGGGAAAAGAGAAGCAGAACACGAGCAACUUUUGUAGUACUAUGGAGUUUGCGAGGCACUGCAUUUAAUGUUGAGAGAUGCUAAGCGUUAAAUCUGACAACACUGAAAAGAGAGAUCAUGGAGAAGUCAAGUAGUGAGGAUUCUUCAAUUCACCGGAGUCCAUCUUUGGAUAGCAAAGACUCUGACUUUGCUAAACCUUCUACCUCAGGGAAGCAAUUUGGUCGAGGUUUUACUGCUGGAGCUUUCUAUGGUACAGCUGGAUCCCGCACACAGAGCCACACUGGGGUCGGAACUGGGACCGGCGUUGGGACUGGCAAAGAAAGUGACAAAUACAGUGCACCCAAAGGCAGCAAAUAUGUGGUCUUUUACCUGGAUCUAUCCUUUGUUUUCCUUUUAGAAUUUAAGAAGUGCAACAUGGCAAGAGGCUGCCUGUGUUGUUUGAAAUACAUGAUGUUCCUUUUCAAUUUAAUAUUUUGGUUAUGUGGCUGUGGGCUGCUGGGCGUGGGCAUCUGGCUCUCAGUGUCACAAGGAAACUUUGCCACGUUUUCUCCCAGCUUUCCGUCGCUUUCAGCUGCCAACCUAGUCAUCGCUAUUGGCACAGUCAUCAUGGUGACCGGCUUUCUGGGCUGUCUAGGUGCUAUCAAGGAAAACAAGUGCCUCCUUUUGAGUUUUUUCAUCGUUCUGCUGAUAAUUCUCCUUGCAGAGCUGAUAUUAGUCAUUUUGUUCUUUGUUUAUAUGGACAAGGUCAGUGAGAGCGCAAGGACAGAUCUAAAGGAAGGCAUGAAGCUGUACAAUUCAGAAAAUAAUGUUGGACUGAAAAAUGCAUGGAAUAUCAUUCAAGCAGAGAUGAAAUGCUGUGGUGUGAAUGACUUUACGGAUUGGUACCCAGUACUGGGAGAAAACACUGUCCCAGACAGAUGUUGUACAGAAAACUCCCAAGAUUGUGGUCGGAACUCCACUGAAUUAGUGUGGAAAACGGGUUGUUACGAGAAAGUUAUGAUUUGGUUUGAUGAGAAUAAGCAUGUGCUUGGCUCGAUUGGGAUGUGCAUCCUCAUAAUGCAGAUACUCGGCAUGGCCUUUUCCAUGACACUCUUCCAGCAGAUUCACAGGACUGGCAAAAAAUAUGAUGCCUAAAACCUCUGAAACAUUAAUUGCAUCAGCCCUUCGAUCCCACCAUACAAACAAACCAAUGGAAUGAUCACAAAGAGUAACCAGCCUGGCCCUGCUGAGAGAAUCCGUCCUGUUGACCGAUCGACUUCAUCAUUAUUUGCCGAUUAUUGUCACAACUUGUGACUCGUUUUUUGUCUGUUUCACAUUUGCCAUUAUUUGCCAAAGAUGGGGUGGUGGUGGGGAACCCGGAAAAAUGGCUUUCUAUACUAAGUCAUAGAUCUGCUAUUGGAAUAUUUCCUUAACUUUAUUUAUGAAAGGGUUUGCUGUACUAAUCCAUACUAUAUGCGCUCAAAUGAUGUAUAUUCAACUGUAAGAGAGAAUUCUACAAAGUCUUCUGUUUUCAACCUUCAGGUCCAGCUUACUGGAAGACUUGGAAAAGCCACUCAAACAGAGUUCUAGAAAUUGGAGCUGCUUGGUUUGCAGCUUCUUGUACCUUAUGGUAUAUACUUUUUUAUUACGAUAAUGAUUAUUAUGAUGAUGAUGGAUGUAGCUUAGAAUUUAGUUGCCUGAUUUAUAACUUUUUACAGUUUCUGUUUUUACACAUUUAUUGUACAUUAAUUUGGGAACCACUGUGCGAUCUCCAGAGGAUGUGCUUUCCAAAGCUGGCAACUGUUGGGGGUAAAUAAAGACAUAAUUUUUCUCCAGUCCAUGAAAAGGCAUCUUUCACCUUUGUCAGGGCCUUAGUGCCCUUACUUGUAUCAACAGUGGCCCUUUCAAAGCAGAGGCUCUUUUCCUUGGACAGAAGGCAACGUCCUCUCAUUGGGUCAGAUGGCAGCUUCCUUUUCCAGUGAGGCUAAGUUCUAAGUCUGGGUUCUCCCCACCCAAAGCAAUCUCUGCCUCUUGAAUUGCUGCCCCUCACUGAGUGCUUUGAUGUCACCUUACUUCAAAAGGUAAGACUAUUUACUGAGCAAGUAGUUGCUCCCUGGCACAAAGGAGAGAAUUGCAAUCUGACCUGCUGGGCAGUUGGGAGCAGACUUUACAAUCUGUGCUGUCCAUUUCCAAAACGCUACCCAAGGCACAAUAUGCUACUGGGUAGGAGAAAGGGGGGUGGCAAAUUGUUGGUGCCCUUCUCAUGCCAUGCCCUACAUUGAAAAGGUUUCCUCAGACACGUGACAACUCUUUCCCUGAGAUGACAAAGUGGCUUUGGACAGUGAGGAAGGUAAGGUUGAUUAAAGGUGAAUAGAUGUGCAAGAAAGGGGUGGUUUCUGAAGCAGCACUUGGAGCCGAUAUUUGUUUGCACCCUUCCAGCAUAGAAUUGGUUCAUGCUGGAGGAUUGUGAAGUCCAUCCAGUAUGAAGCUGAGAGGCAUAUUUUUACCAACAUUCCUCCUAGGAAGCUUGAAUAUGUAUUUCUUCAGUUUGAAUUCUGCUUCACUGCAAGCAGCCCCCAUUCCCAUUGUGUUUCAGGUUUCUGUAGAGGUCUUGAGUUUUGUUGCUUUGGAAAGGAAAGAAACAUCAACCAUUGGAGAAAGGGGACUGUGACCCAUUUGAGAUGGGAUUGAUUUUGACACUAUAGCACUGUUUCAGAAACUGCUGCACAUGAUGACUUCGUGCUGUUGUGGUAUCCCUUUCAGUGCCAUGCCAUGCCAAACUAGUCUGAUAAAAAAGGCUUCUCUUGAUGUUUGCCCUAAAUAUUUUUAUUUUAAACUCCUAGAAUAUAGUGUUUUUAAUGUAUCAUUGAGCUGAUCUUUUGCUGGUGGGCUGAAAUAUCUCUUGAACCAGUUCCUAUCUGAGAAGUGUUGGCUCCCUGUUUAUCUUUCUACCAGGUCCUGCAUAAAUCUGUACAUCUGGCAACAGUAAUGUUUUGUGUGGACUGUUUGCCACUUCCAAGUUCCUAUGG